UGAACGAGAAAUGGAAACCAUAUCUUCUGUUCUACUCACUGGUUAUGAGGAGUUAUUUAAAAUCUGGAUUGGAUUGUACAAAAUGGUGGGCGGGAAGAAGCGAUUCAAAUGGGUAGACGCAUCGGUGGUGGAAUACACUCCUUGGGGACUCUUUGAACCUUCCCACAAGAACGGGAAUUGUGCCCAGAUAUAUGGCAAUGACUAUAACUAUUGGAGUCUCCAGAUUUGUACCACCAGACAGCCCUAUCUGUGCAAGAUGGCUCUUUACUGAAUACAUCUGGAAGCACCUUGAAGGUUGUAAGCCAGAAUCUCCCUGGCUACAACAACAUUCAGCCUGCUGACUCACAGAACAAGCCUUUGCAUCAGGCUUUCUUUUCCAUGUGGUGUCACUAAUCA
Messenger RNA from Ahaetulla prasina, 396 nucleotides. Its product is annotated as regenerating islet-derived protein 4-like. Gene Ontology annotation, molecular function: signaling receptor activity. Lineage: Eukaryota; Metazoa; Chordata; Lepidosauria; Squamata; Colubridae. Bases 11 to 271 code for a protein of 86 amino acids. The record is from RefSeq and is a predicted model, not a curated record. The transcript is spliced from 3 exons.